This is a messenger RNA of Zonotrichia leucophrys gambelii, 751 nucleotides long. It is a transcript of the gene CLDN3, whose product is annotated as claudin 3. Gene Ontology annotation, molecular function: structural molecule activity. The transcript has a single exon. The record is from RefSeq and is a predicted model, not a curated record. Gene Ontology annotation, cellular component: bicellular tight junction; plasma membrane. Gene Ontology annotation, biological process: cell adhesion; bicellular tight junction assembly. NCBI's taxonomy places the organism in Eukaryota, Metazoa, Chordata, Aves, Passeriformes, Passerellidae. The coding region runs from base 63 to 707 and encodes 214 amino acids.
ACGGUCUCGGUCCGUGGGUUCUUCUCUGCCAUCGCCUGGAGCGCGUCACUGAACCGUCCACCAUGUCGAUGGGGCUGGAGAUCGGCGGCGUGGCCUUGUCGGUGCUGGGUUGGUUGUGCAGCAUCAUCUGCUGCGCGUUGCCCAUGUGGAAGGUGUCGGCCUUCAUCGGCAACAACAUCGUGACGGCCCAGAUCAUCUGGGAAGGGCUGUGGAUGAACUGUGUGGUGCAGAGCACGGGGCAGAUGCAGUGCAAGGUCUACGACUCCAUGCUGGCGCUCCCUCAGGACCUGCAAGCCGCCCGCGCCCUGCUGGUGGUGGCCAUCAUCUUGGCCGUGCUGGGCUUAAUGGUGGCCAUCGUGGGCGCCCAGUGCACCCGCUGCGUGGAGGACGAGAGCACCAAAGCCAAGAUCACCAUCGUCUCCGGCGUCAUCUUCCUCCUCUCUGGCGUCUUGACCCUCAUCCCUGUCUGCUGGUCGGCCAACACCAUCAUCCGGGAUUUCUACAACCCGCUGGUGAUCGAAGCGCAGAAGCGGGAGCUGGGCACCUCGCUCUACGUGGGCUGGGCGGCCUCCGCACUCCUGCUGCUGGGGGGGGGCCUGCUCUGCUGCUCCUGCCCCCCCAAAGACGACAGGUACCCCACAAGCAAGGUGGCCUACUCCGCCCCACGCUCCGCCGUCACCAGCUACGACAAGAGGAACUAUGUCUGAGCCCCCCCAGGGUCCCCCGGCCCCCCUCGAUAUCCCCCACCCCA